Cornus florida is the source of this 942-nucleotide messenger RNA. RefSeq lists its product as uncharacterized. NCBI's taxonomy places the organism in Eukaryota, Viridiplantae, Streptophyta, Magnoliopsida, Cornales, Cornaceae. The transcript has a single exon. Bases 1 to 942 code for a protein of 313 amino acids. The record is from RefSeq and is a predicted model, not a curated record.
AUGUCUUAUCAUAUUUCUUCUUCGAAAGCUCAAUCAACAUCCAACCAGCAACCCCCUCCGGAGCAGAAAUCAUCUACAAAUGAGCCGGUGACGAUUAAGACGGCUCAGAGUACUGUCACCUGCGUCUAUCAGGCUCACCUUGCCGGUUUUUGGCGCAAUGUCACAGUCCUGUGGUGCAAGAACCUCAUGAACCAUACUCUCAGCAUUUCUGUUGAUAGCGUCGAAAGUGACCAUCAUCAGUCCUGCAAAAUUGACCUCAAGCCAUGGCACUUUUGGAGCAAAAAAGGGUACAAAACCUUUGAAGUUGACCAUAACCAAGUGGAUGUCUACUGGGACCUGCGCUCGGCUAAGUUUGCUGGUCCUGAGCCAUGUACAGAUUUCUACGUCGCCCUAGUCUCUGAUGAAGAGGUGGUGUUGCUGAUAGGGGAUUACAAGAAAAAGGCUUAUAAGAGAACCAAAUCAAGGCCUGCACUAGUCGAAGCAGUGUUGUUUUACAAAAAGGAACAUGUAUUUGGCAAGAAGAGUUUCUCUACAAGGGCCAAGUUUGAUUACAAGAGAAAAGACCAUGACAUUGUUGUGGAGAGCUCAACGACAGGUCCUAGAGAGCCCGAAAUGUGGAUUAGCAUUGAUGGGAUCGUGUUGAUUCACAUUAGGAACUUGCAGUGGAAAUUCAGGGGUAACCAAACCGUUUUCGUUGACAAACUACCGGUGCAAAUUUUCUGGGAUGUCCAUUCUUGGCUGUUCUGUAACCCUGGCACAGGCCAUGGUUUGUUCAUCUUCAAGCCAGGUGCGCCCGAAUCAGACAGUGACAAAGAGGAAAGCAAUUGUAAUGGUGAAGGCAGCGAGUGUAGCAGCAGCAGCAAUAGCAAGUAUUAUUCGGCUCAGAGCCACUCAGUAGCAUCACACUUUUGCCUUUUUCUCUGUGCGUGGAAGAUUGAAUGA